GUUGUUGCUUACUCUGAUCAACUUCUCAAAAAUCAAAAUAUAUACACUCCGCUCCGCGCAUUUCAAAGUCAAGUAAUCGGAAUAUUGAGGAAGACAUUGGUUUGAUCGGAGAGAUGUGGAACUAUGCGUACAAAGGCGACGAGGAGUCCGGGUCGGCGCCGCUGUAUCCGACGAUGCUGGAGAAUCCGGAACUCCGGUGGUCAUUCAUUCGGAAAGUGUAUUCCAUUGUAGCCAUCCAAUUGGUCUUGUCCAUCGCCGUCGGCGCCGUCGUCAUCACUAAUCAUCAUAUUUCUCGCUUCUUUGCAACUACUGGCGCUGGUUUGGCUCUCUAUAUUGUUCUCAUCAUCACGCCCUUCAUUGUGCUAUGCCCGUUGUAUUACUACCACCAGAAGCAUCCGUACAACUAUAUACUGCUUGGCAUUUUCACGGUGGCUCUUUCCUUCGCCACCGGAUUGACUUGUGCAUACACUAGUGGGAAAGUGAUCCUAGAAGCAGCCAUUUUAACAGCUGCAGUUGUGAUUGCUCUUACUCUGUACACAUUCUGGGCGGCAAAGAGAGGCCAGGAUUUUAAUUUCCUAGGACCAUUCUUGUUCGGUGCUAUUCUGGUGCUUAUGCUGUUUUCACUGAUCCAGAUAUUCUUUCCUAUGGGGAAGAUCUCAGUGAUGAUCUAUGGCUGUCUGGCAUCCAUAGUAUUCUGUGGGUACAUCGUAUAUGACACGGAUAACCUUAUCAAGCGAUACAGUUACGAUGAAUAUAUCUGGGCCGCCGUCGCCUUGUACCUUGAUGUCAUCAACCUAUUCCUAUCCCUCUUGACUGUUUUUAGAGCUGCUGAUAGUUGAACUGUUGAAGAGUGUGCAGUUAUUGCUUUCUUUCUAUUCUCUCCCAACCAUCAUGGAUUAUUUUGAAUGAUGCUCGUGGCACCGUUGUUGAACUGUAUAUUUGUAUAUUUGUAUGCACUAUUGAUGCCGUGAUAUGGUUAUUUUCCACUUCGUU
Ipomoea nil (Japanese morning glory) is the source of this 993-nucleotide messenger RNA. RefSeq names its product BI1-like protein. NCBI's taxonomy places the organism in Eukaryota, Viridiplantae, Streptophyta, Magnoliopsida, Solanales, Convolvulaceae. The coding region runs from base 114 to 839 and encodes 241 amino acids. The transcript is spliced from 4 exons. The record is from RefSeq and is a predicted model, not a curated record. Gene Ontology annotation, cellular component: membrane.